CUCCGCCGCGCCGUACGCCCGGGCGCUCCGUCUCCAUCCGCUGCCAACUUUGUACCGCGGGGCGCGGGCGUCACUGCCGAGGUUCUGCCCUCACCUCACCCGGGGGGCGAGGGACCACCUCACCAUGGCCGGGAUCGGCAUCGACCACUCCAAGCUGCCCGGAGUCAAAGAAGUGUGUCGAGACUUUGCUAUUUUGGAAGAUCAUACUUUGGCGCACAACUUACAGGAGCAGGAGAUUGAGCAUCACUUGGCAACAAAUGUUCAGCGUAAUCGACUCGUGCAACAUGACUUGCAGGUGGCCAAGCAGCUGCAAGAGGAGGAGGAUCUGAAAGCACGUGCUCAAACCCAAAAACAUCAAAAAGACUUAGAACAACAGGACUGCGAGAUUGCUCAGGAAAUCCAAGUGAAGCUUGUGUUUGAAGCGGAGCAGCGCCGCAGGCAAGAGGAAAAAGAUGAGGACAUCGCCCGUCUUCUACAACAGAAGGAACUGCAAGAAGAAAAGAAGCGGAAGAAGCACUACACAGAAUCCCAGGGACACACAGGCUAUGAAGAUAGCUAUUAUGCAGAAAAUGGAGGCAGUAAAUUGAGGGGGACGAAGCAAGCCAUGUAUGAUACACCCCGAAGGGAGCAGGAGUUGUCUGAUGCAGAGAUUGCUCGGAAGCUCCAGGAGGAAGAACUCCUGGCUGACGAGGCAGAUCAGAAGGCAGCUCAAGUAGCCCAAGACGAGGAAAUUGCCCGGCUCUUGGUGGCUGAGGAGAAAAAGGCUUUCAGGAAAGGGAAGGAGAGAGAAAAGUCUUCCUUUGAAAGGAGGAGGCAUGAUCAAGACUGGAAGCACGAUGCAAGCGAGUCCACGCGUUCAAGGUCAAAAGAAGGGCCUGAAACUCAGCGACACAAAGGUGAAAGGUCUUCAAGGUCACAGCCUCUCCAUGAUGACUUUGAACACACUCGGUAUUACGCAAGCCAGCCCAGCCCCUUGCGCCAGAUCCCCAAAACUGAGCACUCUCCUAAAGGUUCCCGUAGGAAGCAGUAAACUGUGCUAGCCUUUGCUUUGGUACUGACUCUUCUGUAGCAAACAUUACUGGAAUUGCCAGGCAACUUUCUCAAUUCCUUACCCAAUGGAAGGUCCACCCUCCACUCCCAGGAUGUCCUCUUUAAGUGUCAUCAUAUUAAGGAGCAUUGUUCAUUUCAAUUUCUUACUCAUAUGUGAUGACUUAAACAGUGCAGUAUAAUCUAGCCACUUCUGAUUUUAACACUGAGCUGUGUAAAUCAACUAGCUGACUUAACAGCUCCCUCUUACAGUCUUUUGGGGCUUUCCUUUUAUUUUUAAGCUUUGUCUGGAGCUUUUACAAAUAGAGAUGCACUUGCAACAGGCAGGAAAAUCCAAGAAAUUAGUUUGAUGAUGGUAAUGCAUCAGAACAUCAGAACUACAAGUUCUUUCCAUAUUAGGAUGACUUAGCAAAGAGAGUUAUAAGAGGAAACAUAUUUCUUCCUGUUAAUAAGAUAGCUGAACCAACCUGACAGUAUUGCUUGGAGGAAGGAGAGAGCAUCUUCGUAACGUGCACCAGCAAAAGCCAGAACCUGGGACUGGUGAGGAAGAAAUUGCCUAUGGAAUACUAUUUAACUGCUAUAUUUCUUUCUAGGGUUUACAGCAACCUGGGUAGACUAACUAGACAUUUAGCUCCAGGAUAUAGGAUAGAACAAUUGAAAGACAAUUUCAGUGGAAAUUAGACCUUGUGCGCAUAACUCUUAAGACAUGCCAGGGAGUUGAUGAAGCUGCGAGUUGUGGAUUGGGAAUAAUCCUGCCGAUUUAAAUGCCUGAAGGGACCUCUGUGGUCACCUGCUUUGAGCUUUCGUGUGAUAGAAGCCAAGGAAUUUCACUGAAGCCAAGUAGGAACUGCUGUAACUCCUAGCUCAGUUGCUGAUGCACUUGCAUACAGUAACUUGUGUUUGAACCUGCAUGUGUCUUGGAAACGUGGGGCUGAAGGAAGUCCAUAUGGGCAUUGACAUUGAAUCAAAAAUCCACAAUUACAGGCAACUUUGAGCUAGACAUAGAGUACUGAACAGUCCACACAAUGUCUGUGCUGACUGCCUCACCUCUACACUGCUCUGUAUACUCCUGUCAGGAUAAAACUAUUGCUGUCUAGGGCACAGCAGGAUCUGCAAGUUUAAGUUGUCUGUGUAAAAUGCCCGGGACUUUGCGCAUUGGCAGCAUCCUGCUAGCUGUGUAUCCUUGCUUCCAGACUGUGAGCUUGCUCACCUGCAUCACUUGGAAGGUCUUGCUUGCUUGCAGCUUCUUCUCAGGAAAUAUUCCAGCUAGUGGCUAGAUUUUACUGUGCUUUCCUUGUUCCCUCUUCUUGUUCCAUCUCUGUCCAUUCAGAAGUGUUAAUGUUCUUUUAAAGGACCCAGAAAAAGAUCAACAUAGACCCUAUUUUUUUCCUUUGUAUUUGAUAAGUUGGGCCACUGUGUCAACCUCAUCUGCAAAGAGUUUAUUUUGUAAAAAUUUAUUUUUGUAUUUCAUAUAGCAGUCAAAACUUCUGCUGCUGAAAAUGCCAUUUUUUUUUUCUGUGGGUUUUUCCCCUCCAUUGCCAUCAGAGUAUUGUUGUGAAAUGGAUGCCUGGUGGGGUUUUGUGAACUAAUACUUUCUAUAAACACCCCAGUCAAGGCCUUGCUGCUUGUAUCAUCUGGUGCACUUGUGAAAACUGGAUGGGGAAAAGUCCUGCCAAAUCAGAAAGUGGUUGUGCUUUAUACUUAAUGUGCAUGGGGUGACCCUCUGCAAAAGGAAAGGGGAAAUUGUCAGCUAGGAAUUCAGCCUUUCCUGGGCCUCUGUAGGUGGCUGUGACAGGCUUUCUUGCAAUGCAGUUGUCUGAUGUAACUUCUGUCUUAUCCUUAUUAGAAUAAUCUCGAAUCCUGUUGACUUCAGUGGGAACGAGAGAAAAUGAUACAAAAUUAACUCCAGUUAUUUUUAUUUGUCUGAAGAACACCUGUAUGUCUACUCCGUGGAGCUGUAGGAUCUCCUUAAUGGCCUCCUCGGGCCGUGGCACCAACAGAUGAGAGCCGGAGUGAAGGAUCCCAGGAGCAUUUGCUGCUUCCUUGGAUGCCUUAGGGAGUGCUGAAUGUUUUAUGGGCUGCUUUGCUCUGUAGCCUCCCAUAGUCUUUAUCUUUUUAUUUUUACUCCAUAUCUUUAUUCAUCUGCUGCCCCUUGUGUUUCUCCUGUUUUAUUUUUCCGUAGCCCUUGUGAAAAGGGGGGCCCUAAGGUUUUGUUAGAAAGGGCUAACACCUGUUGAGAGAGAGAAAUGCUAGGCAUGGUAGGUGGGGAAAGCAUGUAGUAAAUAGGGUAUAAACAGAACAACUGUUCAUCUAAUAUACCUUGUGGGCCUUAUGUAGUCAUGCGGGUUAGAGAUUUCCUGAUGCAAAGGUUACAACUGGACUUGCAUGUUUAGUAACCACAUUUGGAAGGGAGAUUCCAUGGUCCCAUUGAAGUCAACAGGAGUCGAGUUAAGUUCAUGAAUGAACAAGGACCCAACUCAUCUUGGGGCUCAGCAGCCACAGUUCUGCAGCUUACAUAGGCAAGAUGCAAAAUCAGCACCUUGCACAUGCGUCCCUGGAAAGAGGCACAAUGAAGCUGAUCUUUUAAGAAGAAACAAUUGGAGCAAUAUUUCCUUUCUAUGACAGAAAAAUGUUUAACUUUAUUUUUUCCUUGUCUUCUCCUGCCAAGUUUUAGUAGCUCUGCCUAUGGGUUUGCUCUGGAUUUAAUAGCAUGUCGAAGCCCUUGCUUGGACCCCUGCCCAGGUCAUUCAGGUCUUGCAUCCCUUUCUGACUCUGCAUUAACAACGCAAUAGGCACCAUGUGGAGAAUUCAUCACCAUGAAAUCCUGGCACUUCCUGAUCUUCACAGUAGGCACAUCUCACAAGCAAGAGCUCUUGCCACCUCUUCACCUCCGUCCAAAGCACAAUGAUCUGCAGAAGAGAGGUUGGGUGAACCAGAGUGAUCGUGCCUUAUAUGCAGGGAUACUCGAUGUCUUCAGCAGGCUGAUCUGAGUCACCUUGCUAUGAAACACUGUCUUAAUGUGGACUGUACAGCUUCCUGCAGGGAGAAGCAGUUGUCGUCCCAUGAUAGAUCCAGCAUGUUAAUCUCGUCUUUUUUUUAAAGGACUUCAUGUUUUUGAGCUUAGUGGGGUGGGAAAAUAUCAGCUGUUAGGGGAUAGAUGAAGUCUCAUCAUUGAAUUUCUCCUCUUGGGGAGGAAGGAUAGAAGUUACAAAUGCUGCAGUCUGCUUCACUCUAAAAGGGAUCUUGUAUGUACAGUAUUUUUAUAUCUCUGCAUUCCCACUGGUCAGGAUUUGAAUCAGGACUAAUAACACUCUCUUAUGUAGGGAAAAAAAAGUGGAUUUUUAUUUUUACAGUGCUAGACCUUUGUGCAUUUUUAUUUUGUGCCAAAUUACAGUCACUGUUACAUUCUAGUGUUUUCAUUCAGUUUAUUGUUAUUGAUCAAUGUGUAUAUGAUAUAUUUUUAUUAUCAAGAUUUUUAUUUUAAUUCAUACUAACCUGUGUGCAAACUAACUGUGGAUUGCUUAUUUAUAUAUAAAGGGGAGCACUUGGAGACAUUGUGAGGAUUCCCCUACUUAGUUUAUACUCUCGUAACCUAGCACAGCCAGUCCGUGAAACUCAUCGCUUCUUACACAGAAUGAUAUCCUGGGCAUCUAUCACCCUGAGCAGAUGGCUCCUGCUGUUCCUAAUGAUAGCACUGAUGCUGCAAGAAUAUGUUAGAUGCAAUAGGAAACAAAACACAGCUCAUGUCAUGGACUAGUGGGUGACUUGAGCUCUCUGCUGUCCUGCUCCUGGCAGUGAUGCCAGGGAGAGUGCUGCAGCAGGAAUUCCCAUCUGAGUGUGACUUGAGGUUUUCCUCUGCCCUAUAUCCAUCCCCAGCCAAUGGACAGUUGGUUUUGCCCCAUUCCCUCAAGACGCUUAGUGCUUGGUUUUGUAGUUACUCUGGGAGGUGACUGUGGAAUACAGCAUUAGGCACAGUGGUGUCCUUCGCAUGAAGUAUACCACAGGCAGUUUGUCUUUUUUGGCUGUGGAGGGCAGGCGUAAACCUACAGAGAUCCCAGUUUACAGCUCUUUAAAACAUGUGUCGUAGCACAUCUCUGGCUGUGCAGCACAGCCAUGGACGAUCUUGACUGUGCUGCAUACAAGUGCCACCUGGACUGUUAUGCCCAGAACAGGCUGCAGGACACAGGUUUUGUGUUGAGAAGCUGCACUGCUUUCAGCUUCUGGACCGGAGAUAGCCUGAGCCACAUCCUCCCUGUGAGCUGCACUGGACAAGACUCAGCUGUGCCUUUUGGGCUCUUCCAGGAGAGGCCCGGAGAGGACAGUGGCACACACAAAUAAGUAUUUUCUACUUCACAGUAAGCAAGUUCCACUGUAUCAGUGUUCACUCUACGUAGACUCCAUGGUCUGUCUCCAGCUGCAUCUGUGCACUGCAAUAUAGUUAAUUGCCUCAGAGGAAUAACUGCAGUUGUCUCUUUUAGCUUUUCAGGGUAAACUUUCAGCCUGUUUGAAUCUCAUCCAUGCGAUGAGAUGGAUUAGUCAGAAGGCUUAAAUUCCUCAGAGCUGCAAAUGUACCCUGUGUUGCAACAGCUAAUCCUUAAAUAUAAAUUGUGCACUGACAAUAAUCUGUCUAUGCAAGCCUAUAUUUUUUUUCUUAUUUUUGACUGUUCACUCUAUAAUUUUACCAGGUUUGGCAUAGAACUUCUGAAUGACAUUUAACCAAAGUAUCAUGUCUGUAUGUGUAUAGCAUGUUUUGCUUCAUACUCCCGAAUUCUCAUUGAAUGUAAAGGGAACACUGCCUUGCCCCAUUUUGUUCAAUAAACCGCUGUACUUUGUUAUCCACUGCAUCCUUCUGUCGCUCCGUGUGCUUUUCUGGAACCACCGAAGUGGGUUACACAAGAGCAGGAGAAAACAACACUUCGUUCCACCCUUGGCUGCUGGAGCUCAGCUGCUUCUACCAGUAAUUAUGUUCUUCCAAUGUAAUAGAUGUAGCAAAACAACAAAUUUAUAUUAAAUUUGAUUAUUUUAUGGCCAGAGAGAUAGAAAAAAAAAGCUGUAUAAUAUCUUGGAAAGGAUCUGGACUGUUUCAUUUCCUGAGACUGUGAUAUUGAAAAAUAAAGCAAUGUAAUUAUUUGCAAGGA
Messenger RNA from Strigops habroptila (Kakapo), 6185 nucleotides. RefSeq names its product coiled-coil domain containing 50 (gene CCDC50). The record is from RefSeq and is a predicted model, not a curated record. Lineage: Eukaryota; Metazoa; Chordata; Aves; Psittaciformes; Psittacidae. Bases 125 to 1030 code for a protein of 301 amino acids. The transcript is spliced from 11 exons. Gene Ontology annotation, cellular component: cytoplasm. Gene Ontology annotation, molecular function: ubiquitin protein ligase binding.